CCCGACGCGCGACCGAGUGGGUGUUGCUCACCACACUGGAUUCUCGUGUUUUCGCCUGAGUUACUCGUUUCAGGAAAAGUCCCCUAUAGCUAGUAUGUAAUAAUUCCUCAAGAAUGAUUCCAAGAACUUGACACAACCUCCACAAAAUCAAUGAGAUGGAAUUACAGCAUCAGAGCCUUGCCUGAGACAAUACCAAAAUAAAGAUGGCAAGUCUUAGAGAUGUUGGAGAGUUGCCCCGAAAGACGGCUGAGAAAUCGUCAAGACAGAAGAAGAGAGGGAGUUUUGAAGGUGACACAGACACAGUUCCAGAAAAGGCAACAGAUAGGGCAGAGGAGAUUGCUCAGUUCCUUCAGAGAAUGAAAAUAAAACAAGAACAGAAUGGAGUGUGUGAUGAAACCACAAUUUCUGAAAAUGGCCGUCACAACUGCCCCAUACUCUGGAAAAGAGAAUGCUGGUGUUUGUAGAAGCUUCAGUUAUGGAAGAGUCACUGGUCACCAGCCACUCUGGCUUCCCAGUACUGAAGGACAAGCUCAUGAGUUUCCGAGAGGGGCAAGAUGAUCUCACAGACAAAAUUGAUUUCAUCAUUUGUUUAGGUGGUGAUGGCACUCUCCUCUAUGCCUCAUCACUCUUUCAGCAAAGUGUGCCACCAGUUAUGGCCUUCCACCUUGGGUCCCUGGGUUUUCUCACUCCCUUCAAAUUCGACAAUUUUCAGGAUCAGGUCACUAAUGUCCUUGAGGGCCAUGCAGCCCUGACCUUGAGAUCACGUCUGAGAUGCAUAAUCCUUCGCAAAGACCAAGAGACUGGUAAGGGUGGCUGCCCCCCCACAAACCUCUUGGUAUUGAAUGAAGUGGUCAUUGACCGUGGACCCUCGCCAUAUCUCUCCAACAUUGACCUCUACCUUGAUGGCAAGAGAAUCACCUCAGUACAAGGAGAUGGCUUGAUUGUGUCAACUCCUACAGGCAGCACAGCCUAUGCUGUCGCUGCUGGAGCCUCCAUGAUCCACCCAUCGGUACCAGCCAUCAUGGUGACCCCAAUAUGCCCUCACUCCCUCUCCUUCAGGCCCAUUGUUGUGCCAGCAGGUGUUGAGCUCAAG
Messenger RNA from Penaeus vannamei (Pacific white shrimp), 1093 nucleotides. The record is from RefSeq and is a predicted model, not a curated record. Lineage: Eukaryota; Metazoa; Arthropoda; Malacostraca; Decapoda; Penaeidae.